This is a messenger RNA of Chelonoidis abingdonii (Abingdon island giant tortoise), 4445 nucleotides long. RefSeq names its product MIS18 binding protein 1 (gene MIS18BP1). NCBI's taxonomy places the organism in Eukaryota, Metazoa, Chordata, Testudines, Testudinidae. Gene Ontology annotation, cellular component: chromosome, centromeric region. The record is from RefSeq and is a predicted model, not a curated record.
UUGAAGAAAUAAAGUCGACAGUCCAUGGAAUUCAUGUUCCUUCUUCCUUUUUUUAAAAAACUAUACCUAAACAUGCACAUUUUAAUGACUUUGCAGUAGGAGCACAACACAAAGUUGUCAACAUUGGCAAGAUGAUUAUUACACCUUUAAAAAAUACAAGGAUUUCAAAAUCUCACAUUUCUUCUAGCAGAAGAGGAGAUAUGCCUUUGCAGGCAAUCUUAAUGAGCAACAUACCGUCAGGUACUAUUACUCCUUUAAAAGAUUUGGUGAAAUUUCAAGAUGCUGGUCUGACUACUUCUGCAACAAAAGAAACUGUGCUCCCUUCAGCUUUACGUGACUUCAAGGAAAACCAUGCAAGAGGGGCAGGAACUUCCAAGAAAAGAGAAGGUAUUUUUCAGUCCACAUUAAUAACAGAUGGCACUUAUGUUAAAGAAUUUCUUGACCUCAGUGAAAUAAAGCCAGAUUCUGACACUGUAGCGGUACCAUUUCCAUCUUGCCAGCAGCAACAGAUCUUGCCACUAAAAGACAAAAAUUUACUGAAACGCAAAGCUUGUGAUCCUUUAACUCAUGAAUCUCCAGCAAAAAUCUUCCAAAGAAUGAAAGCCAAGGCAUCCCAUGAAAAGCAGCAUCAAAUGCCCUCUAAGGGAACAUUGUUAGGGACAGAUUACAACAGCAAUUUGAUCCUGACUCCUGCUACAAAACUUGUCCAUCAGGGAACACAGGAUAAAAAAUCCAGUGAUGAAGAAAACCAGCAAAGAGCUGGCAAGGUACCUGAUAGACAGAUCCAGCCAGGGAAAGCACUGCAUUGCACCAAGAUAGUGCGAAACCAAAAUGUGGAUUCCCUCGCACUGGACACUCUGGUUUCAGAAUCUCCUCAAAAGUUCUUCUUGCGCAUAAAACAGAAAGUGCAGAAGCAGCAAAAAGAUCCUGCAUUGUCAAACCAAAUCAAGCAAAGCAUUUCUUCAACAAUCAUGAACAAGCCCUUAAUCAAAUCUGAUUUUGCCAAACCAGUCAGUAAUUUUAAUGGAGAAUGUACAGUUAACAAUACCAGCAACAGUCAGGAUGAUGUUUUUCUUGUGGAGCCAAUUGAUGCUGAUGAUGAAAUGUCUCAAAAUACUAUGAUUGAUACUGUGAACACAAACGCCGACCCUUCUAAAACUGGGGCUCGGUUAGCAGAAAGGUAUGGAAGUGGAGAAACAAUAUAUGCCAGUACUCAUCGAGAAGGAAGACUAUUACGAGAGAGAACCUGGAAAACAGCUCAAGGAGUAGAGAAGAAAUCAGAGACUGACCUUCAGAGGCCCACACAGUGCUUCUGUAGUAUUAUGUUUUCUUCUCCAAAAGUCCACAUACCAAGAAAACAAAAACCAAAAGAAGGAGAUUGUAAGGCCCCCUCAAGCACGUCUCACAUAGAUAAAAAUGAUGGCAAUGAAAAUAAACAGUCAAAAAUCUGCCUAAGUGAGUGGAGGAUUAAGGUUAUCAACAACAAUACUGCUGUGUGUAUAGAAGGAAAACGGAGAGAUAUGAAAGAACUGUACUGGCAUAGUAAUGCAAUUGUGGAACGCAUGGCAUCCAACCAAGUUAAAACAAUAUCUGGCAGCAUCUACUUGUUACAAGGAAAUAUAGACUCUGUUUCCAUGAGAAAAGAAGGAUUUCCAUACAAAUUCAUCAAGAAGUUUACAUUUGGAUUUCCAGAACUAUGGAAACAAUAUGUUGAGAAUUUUCUUGAGGAACUAAAGAGGAAGGAACAAGAUACUGAUGAGGCUGGCAAUGAAAAAAUCAGUUCUGUGGAAGUGGAUAUGUUGGAAGAAGAGGGGGUAACAGGAGACUUAAAAAAACAAUCUCGAACACAAAACGCCACUUAUGAAGUAGCAUUGAAUGAUAACAGAUAUAUGACACCCAAACGCAAUUCUGUGCAGAAAGACCCGGAUGCAAGUUACAGCCGUAGUGGUCGGCGCAUUAAACCACCAUUGCAUUACUGGUGUGGACAACGAGAGUUCGUUGAUCGUAAACUAAAUGUUACUAUAGAAGAGGGUGGAAAAAACUACUUGAGUAUUGUAUGUAGUAGUAGUAAACAAGCCAAAAAGAAAACCGUUUCCAGCUCCCCAAAGAACAACAGAGAGGAUACAACAGAGACAAGUGAAGGAAAAACUAAAAGCCAAUCUAAAGGAAAAAUCUAUGAGAAGAGAACAAAUUUCGAAAAAGAAAUUGGGUCCAGUGACAAAAGAGACCGUAGACGUUUUAUUUCAGAUCCUGAUGAAAGUGACUCUGAAGCUGAACUUAAUAAUAUUGAUAAAAAGACUGUUGUAUUGACACCCUUGAAGCAUAAAAAGCUGUAUCAAAAUAACCUAACAUAUAAUAGCCAGACUGCAGAGCAAAGUAUUGCAGAAUAUGGAACUGAGAUGAGAAAUUGCAAAACAAACUCAAGGAGAGAGCUAAAGACUUGCAAGUAUUCUCUAAGGUCACUGAAACAGUUUUGCCAAGACAAACUGUUUACGGAAGAAUCCUCAAGCAAGGAUGAGGAAGACUCCAGUGAAGAUAUCCCUCUGUCUAUCAAAAGGAAAACAAAACCCUCUUUGGAAAGAGAGAUUUGUAAUUAUAAAUCUUCCUCCGAUGCUAGAAGUUCACAGAGCGAUGCAAAGAAGAAAUCGUCGGAGCAAAGAAAAAUAGAAAAUUCUGCAGCCACUUCCUCCCACAACAAACAGUUAAGGAUAGAUCCGUCUGAUCAGAAGAAACAAUCAGAAGUGGAACCGAAAGGAAAGGCUCCUGCUGGUGGGUCAAACAGUGCCCCUUUGAUUGAUAGGAGAGUAAACACAAGAAAAGCGAGUAUGAACCCUCCAAGGUAUGUGUUUGAGUCAGAAACUGAGACAGAAGACUGUGAUAGAGAAUUUCAAAUAAAAGAAAAGAAAUCAAAAGUAUCUGCCAAAAAACCUGAUAGCAAGAUUAUCAACAGUACAAAGUCUUCAGCGGUGAAAUCAAAGGAAUCUGACAAGAGAGAGGAGCAGAAUUUCUUGGAGUCUUUUCCGGGUGCAACUGAAGACUGGACUGAGAGAGAACUACAGAAGCUACACAGGGCUGUUGCUGCUUUUCCAAAACACAAGAAUGGCUUUUGGUUGGAUGUAGCAAUGACUUUGGGUACUCGGUCUGCGGAAGAAUGCCAGCAGAAAUAUAUGGAAGAGCAUCAGACAAAAGAUUCCAAAAAGCAUGCCACAAAGACUGCAUUAGAUAAAAAAGGACAAAAAGAUUCAGAUAAGAAACAGCCGGUAAUAACUGCAAAGGUGGGAACAUUUAAAAGGAAACAACAAAUGAGAGACUUCCUGGAGCAUUUGCCAAAGGAUGACCACGAUGAUAUUUUCAGUGCAACACCCCUACAGAAUAGAAGAGUAAAGCUCCCAACAUUCCGGGAAAGCCAAGAUGAUGAUGUCUUCCAGCUUAUGGACAGCAAUCCAAUCACACCUUCCUCAGCUGUCUUUCCCUUGGUAAAAACCCCUCAGAGUGAUCACAUUAGCCCUGGCAUGCUGGGAUCUAUCAACAGGCAUGAUUAUGAUAAGUAUGUGUUUAGAAUGCAAAAGAACACACAAGGCAAGAAGGGUACCUGGGGCAACAUCAAGAAGAAAUCGGCUCGAACUGUGUUUACCACUCCAACCUCUGGAAGAACCACCACAUUUGCUUUUGAUCAAGAUGCAGUGAAUGACUUUGUUAUAGAGAAGCUUUUCGUAGGUGAAGCAGCAGAGCCAUCUGAUGAAGAAGAGCAAGAAGAUUCCUAUUUUUCUACUUAACCAAGUCCAUGGUUGUAAAUAGUUUAACACUUAUUGUAACUUUUACUGAAUUAAAGGGCAAAAUAUUCCAAGGGACUUCAGCCAGCCCUUUCAGCUUGUGUGCCCAUACUUGGUUAUCACACACUUAAUUUUGGCCUGUAGUGUUUUAAGGUGUCCAAUUAUGUUUGAGUCUUGUUUCAUUCAUACCUAUUGGUGCGAUUAAUAAUACUUGAUCUUCUGUGUAAAUUGAAACCAUCUGUCCCAGUUCAGGGUGUACCUCUCACUUCACUUCCUCUUAUGGGGAGAAUUUAUAAAAUACCAAUUAGGAUCAGAAGUAUUUUUCCUUUUAAGGUAAAAAUGUUUUAGAAAUGGUAGUGUAAUAAACCUGCAAUAGAGGUUGUAAUGAAAUGGCCUUUUUAUUUCCUCUAUUGAAAACAGCUGUAUUUUUAUUAAAUAACUCUCAAUGCUUUUCAAACAUCUCAACUGUUUCAGUCAUGUCAUUGUUAUAGUAAAUGAUGUAAAGGUGUAAAUAUAAAAUCAGUUAAUUACCAGCUGCUUAAUGUUGCAAACCUGGACCCUUCAGAUAAUAUGUAAGAAUUUUGUAUAAAGCCUUUUUAAAUUGUGGGGAGGAGGGAGUGCAGAUCUCUGGCCAUGCAGGAUCUGUAUAUGAGGCUUCUUGAAGAAAAGACA